AUGCUCGGGGCUCUGGGCCGCACCGGCAGCAGCCUGGUCCGGAUCCUCCAUGCCAGAGACGUGAGAGGAGCGGCCGGGCUCCGGCACUCGGGCGGCGGGGUGCACAUUGAGCCCCACUACCGGCAGUUUCCGAGGCUUACCUGCUGGCAGGUGAUCCACGGCGAGAUCUUCAGGGACUUCACAUGGUUCUGGAUCCUAUGGCACUUCUGGCAUAACCCGGAAUCAGUGCUGGGUCACUUUCCUUACCCAGAUGCUUCAAAAUGGACAGAUGAGGAAUUGGGAAUUCCUCCUGAUGAUGAAGAAUAG
Messenger RNA from Gopherus evgoodei (Goodes thornscrub tortoise), 306 nucleotides. Its product is annotated as NADH dehydrogenase [ubiquinone] 1 beta subcomplex subunit 2, mitochondrial-like. Lineage: Eukaryota; Metazoa; Chordata; Testudines; Testudinidae. Gene Ontology annotation, cellular component: mitochondrial inner membrane. The transcript has a single exon. The record is from RefSeq and is a predicted model, not a curated record. Bases 1 to 306 code for a protein of 101 amino acids.